UGUAAUUUUUAAGACUUUUUAGAAGUCUUUAAUUUUGUUCUAUAUUUUUAAUUUUUUACCGUAUAUAAACUGAACAAAAGAGUAUGCCACCCCCAAGACCGAAGGGGAUAGGAUUUAAUACAGGAGUUCAAACAGGAGCGAGAUCAAACUCAAAUACGCCCAUGUCGGAGAGGCAACAAAUGGCUUUACUAAUCCAAAUGACUGCUACAUCUUCGACAGAUUCAUCUCGCACCAAUUUAAAGAAGAAUGAAUGCAAGAAGGGAGACGCCGAGAGCGACGAGAGCAACUUGAAUGAGAAGCAAGAGGUCCUGGACACAAAAGACAAAAGUUCCGCAGAGGAAAGCAGCAGCGAUGGUAAAAACAGCGAUUCGGCGCAUCAGGGUAGCUCAGGAGCCAAGCGCUGUUACUCAGACAUAGAGGAGGACUACGAGGAAUCAGGCGAGGACGUGAAGAAAAAGAAGCGCAAGGAUUCGGAGCAUGGCAAGGACUUGAAGGGCGCAUCCCUGAAGCUCUCAUCCAGAGUGGAGAAGGGCUCCAAGCUAGCGGCAACCAAAGGCUCGCCGUUGGGCAACAAAAGCAGUGCGGCAUCCAAUGCCGAUAAGGAACAGGUGGAGAUUAGCAAGAAUGUGGACAUCGAGAACGAAACCGAGUGCAGCGAUGAUUACAAGAGUAACGAUAGCCUAUACAACGGUGGACUCAAGGUGCCACCUCUGAAGAUUGUGAUUCCGCAACAGAACUGCUCCAUCGACACUGAAGGCAAUGUACUGAGAACCGGCAAGGUGACAGCCUCUCGCAAUGCGGCCCUGCCGUACGUGGUCAGCUCCAACAGCGACUCUAUCGACACGGUUAUAACCAGCCAGUCCAUCAGCCCGCACGAGAGCCCACAGAAGAGCAGCAUUUGCUCCACAGUUCUGGACGACAAGAAUAUAAAGCUCUUCAAUGACGAGAAGAACCUGAGGGUUCUGCGGAGUUCUCAUCGCACCGGUGUCACGAGUGUGGAGCGCAGCUCUAAUAACUCAUCCCCUCAGAUGCAGAGCAGCUCUCCAUCGCCGGCGUCAUCGAAUCAUGCCAAUGACACGGCGGAUGUGAAGCUAUCCUACAGCAACAUGACGUCUAGUCCCAUACCGCAAGGCCAUCAAUUUGACCAGGAGACAAUCACCAAUGUUCCGAGCCCCUCCACAUCGUCAACCUCUUCGUCGAAGGAAAUAAAUCCCUCGUCGAACGUGGACUUGCAUCCGCGCAAACGAAAGAUACGGCCCAAGAACACGGAUGACAGUUCCAAGAACUCGAAUGCCAACAUGGAUUCGGGAGCAAAUUCUGAGGAAUCUCAUCCCCACGAUCAUCCCUUCACCAACGGUUUCCAGAUGUUCUUGAGCAUCCGUCGCCAGAUCGAGAAGAAAUGGAAGAGCCUGUAUCCCAUCAAGCCGAGACCUCCGCAGGGAUACAACGAUUAUCUGCUUACAAAGAAAUCGUACUUAUUGAGCCGCAAUUCGCAAUGUCCGGCUGUGGAUGUUCCCAGCACUGUGCCGCAGGCCAUGACGCGAAUUUAUGAGGAUCAGGAGAAGGCUAGGCGAGAUUUAAUCCAAGCGCACACAGUGGAACGAGAAAAGCUCUGCAUGAAUGUGGAGCAGGAGAUUAUUCGGGUCCAUUCGAAGGCGGCCAGGAGUAUAUCUGGCCAGUCGGCACCGUAUUCCGUGUGUACAUACCUAAAGGACGACGAGGUCUACAACCUGUUCACGCCGGAGCAGGAUGAAAAGGAGAAGAGUGCACGGUGUCGCUUUAAUGGCCGAUUGCUACUCAGCUGGCUACAAGAUGUCGACGAUAAGUGGGAGAAAAUCAAGGAAUCAAUGGUGCUGCGUCACCACAACGAGGCCGAAAGUCUGCAUGCCGUUCAAGUCAUGGACUGGAAUAUAUUCGCGAAACGAAAUAGACUUUGUGACAAUCCGAUUGAAGUGAAUUUGGAGCAUGUACCAAUAGUUUCAGUUGGCGACGAUUUUGAUACAUUACCGACAUAACUGCGAGAUUGAGAAAAUAAAGUUAAAUU
Molecule: messenger RNA, 2044 nt
Organism: Drosophila serrata
Lineage: Eukaryota; Metazoa; Arthropoda; Insecta; Diptera; Drosophilidae
Cellular component (GO): nucleoplasm
Source: RefSeq, a predicted model, not a curated record